CGUGUACAAGUGGAAGCCAAACAAAGCAAAGAAGCAUGUCGACUCGACCAGCGGCCGCUGCAUCGGCGGAGCUUCCUGUCAUGGCAUCCAACCCAGGACAAUGGGAAAUGGGGGAAUGCACGGAGCUCCAGAAGGCAUCGCUCAAGUGCAUUGAAGAGAACUACACCCAGCGAAGCAAUUGCAACGAGUACUUUGAGCGCUACCGCGAAUGCAAGAAGAAACGACAUGCAGCAAUCCUCGCGGCGCGUCGUGCGGGCACCUUGAGUUAAUCAGCAUCUAGUCCUUCGCUUUCGAUUUCA
Aphanomyces invadans is the source of this 299-nucleotide messenger RNA. RefSeq lists its product as hypothetical. Bases 36 to 269 code for a protein of 77 amino acids. The transcript is spliced from 4 exons. Lineage: Eukaryota; Oomycota; Saprolegniomycetes; Saprolegniales; Verrucalvaceae. The record is from RefSeq and is a predicted model, not a curated record.